AUGAGAGAUCCCCAAGAGCUUUGGAAGUCCCUUAAGGAUCGUUUCGAUCAUCAAAAGGACAUAACACUUCCACUUGCUCGGGAUGAGUGGCAAAAUCUGAGGUUUCAAGCUGAGAAAAAUAAUGAGCUCCUUAUUAAGAAUCACAUGACACAACCUACUGGAUCUAAAGCGUUCCUUGAAGCAAACGCAUUGGAUGUUAAGAAUCCAGUUAAAGAGAACAAAGCAUCUCGAGGACGUGGCGGUCGAAAUUACCGCGGACGUGGGAGAAACUACAGCCCACAGAAUAAGAAGUCAUUCCAGUGGACUCGUUCUGAACAAUCCCCGAAGGGAAAAGAACACCAAGGAAGUACCUCACAGAAGCGAGAGGAUGCUUGUUUCCGAUGCGGUACCAAGGGACAUUGGUCUCGUGUGUGUCGUACUCCUGCACAUCUUUGUACAUUGUACAAAGAAUUCGCCAAAGGCAAGGGAAAGGAAGUCAAUCUUGCGGAGCAUUCUGAGGGUACAACGCACCUCGAUGCAUCUGACUUUGCAGAUGAUUUUGACGAUACCGCCCUUACGAAAGCCUGA
This is a messenger RNA of Eutrema salsugineum, 567 nucleotides long. RefSeq lists its product as uncharacterized. Bases 1 to 567 code for a protein of 188 amino acids. The record is from RefSeq and is a predicted model, not a curated record. The transcript has 2 exons. Gene Ontology annotation, molecular function: zinc ion binding; nucleic acid binding. Lineage: Eukaryota; Viridiplantae; Streptophyta; Magnoliopsida; Brassicales; Brassicaceae.